Molecule: messenger RNA, 1656 nt
Organism: Fusarium mangiferae
Lineage: Eukaryota; Fungi; Ascomycota; Sordariomycetes; Hypocreales; Nectriaceae
Exons: 4
Coding region: 1-1656 (551 amino acids)
Source: RefSeq, a predicted model, not a curated record
AUGAAGUUUUACACUGUUUUUCUGAGUCAUCUACUUCUCCAGGCAGCACAGGCCUCAACUUUACCAAAAGAUGUCUUCGCUGCUUUGAAACCUAGAGACGACCUCAAGAACUCAAACAGCUCCAAAAUAGACUGGUCAGAAUGUGACUUGGACUUUGGAGAUAAUUCAACAAACAGGCGACAGAGAAAUUAUGACUGCGCCAGGCUCUCUGUUCCUCUGGACUACACGUCUGCAGGCAACGGCGAAACCAUCAAACUUGACCUGAUCAAAGCCAAAGCCAGCAAAGAGCCCUAUCUAGGCAGCGUUCUGUACAACCCCGGCGGCCCCGGUGGUUCAGGCGUCGAGGCCAUCGUCUCGUCGGGAAUGGAACUUGCCGCAGUUCUUGGCGGACAAUAUGAUGUCAUUGGAUUCGACCCCCGAGGAACUGGUCGUACAAUUCCUUUCGUCUGUAAUGGAACGGGCUUUGGUACGGGAACGAAUCUCACAACUGCUAAAGGUCUUCGCCGUAGAGAGUUCAACACAAUUCCGCAGGCUGAGACCUGGGAUAUUGUCAGAAACCAGACUUGGGAGCUCGCUGGUAGCUUGGCGGAGAAUUGCUAUGAGAGUCGACAAGAUACAGGGCGUUUUGUUGGUACGCCUUUUGUCGCGAGGGAUAUGAUCUCUAUUGUUGAUGCAUUAGGUCAAGGACCUAUGCUUAACUACUGGGGUGUUUCUUAUGGCACUAUUCUAGGCCAGGUUACUGCCUCCAUGUUCCCUGAGCGUAUCGGCCGCAUGUUGAUUGAUGCCAACUUGAAAGCAGAUGACUAUGCGGUUACAACGUGGAUCAACAGCAUGAGAGAUGCCGAGCGAUCACUUUCCAACCUUUUGGACGAGUGUGUUGAAUCUGGAACGGAACUCUGCUCUCUUGCAGACUACCACGGAAACAGCACAACAGGCGAGAGCCUCCUCACAGAGUUUAGAGAGAUGCUGGAGGGUUAUCUCAAUGGAACCCUCCCCAGCGGGGAUAUCGAUGAGGAAGAUCUUCCCAGCGAUGAUCUGAAUCUGCUCAUCAUCACUUUCAAAAACCUCAUCUUUGGAGAACUCUACAGCCCUUUGUCUUACCCCAGCAUCAUCAACCGCAUCGAAGGUCUCUUCAACAACAACGUCACAGCCAUGUUCGACAUGAGGAAUGAGAACCCGCUCGAAAGCGAGUGGAAUAUUGCCGCUGAGUUUGUCACCAAUGGCAUUGCAUGCAGCGACUCUUCAUUCCGAGUUGAGGACCAGGAUGAUUUAUUUUCCAUCUUCCAAGCUCAUCGCGCUGAGGGAUCUUUUUCUGAGCUCGGAACUGUUGCGAGACUUUUCUGUGCGCAGUGGAAGUUUUCUGCGACGGAGCAGAUUAAUAUCAACAAGUUGAGGAAUGUGAAGACGAAAACCCCACUUCUUAUCGUUAAUGGACGAUAUGAUCCUGUUACACCUUUGAGUAGUGCUUGGGGCGUGUCCGCUCAGUUCCGAGGAAGCCGAGUCGUGGUUCACGAAGGUGUAGGCCACGGACUGAUGGCUCACCCAUCGAACUGUACGCAAGAGAUUGUCAAAAACUAUUUCGUUGAUGGAGAGAUGCCCAAGCUCAAUACUACCUGCCAGCCUGAUGAGCCUGUGUUUGAGUAUGCAGCACUAUAA